Messenger RNA from Penicillium pulvis, 984 nucleotides. Its product is annotated as clathrin light chain CLC1. The record is from RefSeq and is a predicted model, not a curated record. Bases 89 to 805 code for a protein of 238 amino acids. Gene Ontology annotation, biological process: intracellular protein transport; clathrin-dependent endocytosis; clathrin coat assembly. The transcript has 4 exons. Gene Ontology annotation, cellular component: clathrin coat of coated pit; plasma membrane; clathrin coat of trans-Golgi network vesicle. NCBI's taxonomy places the organism in Eukaryota, Fungi, Ascomycota, Eurotiomycetes, Eurotiales, Aspergillaceae. Gene Ontology annotation, molecular function: clathrin heavy chain binding; structural molecule activity.
CUUCAAACUCUCAUAUUCUCUUCAACUGGUUUUACAAUUUGCUUCCUUUUCAUACAUUGUAAAACUCACUCCCUGAAUCACCCACAAAAUGACCGACAAAGACCUUCCCGGAUUCCCUGCACUGGAAGGGUUUGAUGCCCCAUCCGGAACUGCUGACAUCGAGGAAACCGAUGGUCUUGACUUCGCGCAGCGUGAGGCCAACGCGGGCCUGGCCGGCGAUUUUUCGGGGCAGGUCCCAACCAAUGCCGAUGACGACGAUGACCUACUAGGUGGUGUCAAUAGCGAACACGCUCAGCAAGUAGCCAAAUUCGAGGGUUCUUUCCCCGGCGAGGACACAUAUGCACAGAAUGAGAACGUCGCCCCUGGAGGUACAAUUACCGGCUCCGGUUCCCCAUUCCCCCCGACUGGAUACCAAAGCCCACCUCAGCCCGACGACGAAGGCGAUGCUGUUCGUGAAUGGCGUGAGAAGCGCGACGCUGAGAUUGCCCGCCGCGCGGAGGUAUCAGCCGAGAAGAAGGAGGCUACCGUGCAGAAGGCUCGCGAGAACAUUGACGAUUUCUACGUUUCCUACAACAACAAGGCCGAAAAGCACCGUGCCCAGACCAAAGCUGAGGCUGAGCAGUUCAAGAACAGCCGCGAGGACACCUCUGCUGGUGGUACCAGCUGGGAGCGCAUUGCCAAGCUGGUUGAUGUGUCUGGAAAGGGCAACACUGGUGGUGCCAGUGGCUCUGGCAAGGAGCGCUUCCGUGAGCUGUUGAUCGAUUUGCGGAAAGACCAGGAGGCUCCGGGCGCCAGCGGGAUCUAGGCUGCUUCAUUUUUGUUUCAUUUCAGUUCACCAAGAGCAAUAAGCGAGGGACCAUGGGUACAGGGGUUGCUUCGGGGCUAGGCAGCGAGUGCUACUUUUCAUCCACACCCCGGCGCUUGCGAGGUAUUUGGUUCCCUGUUUCUUAGCUUACACACAUUAUCUGGAGAGGUUUAUUUUUU